AUGUGGAUUGAUGUGAACGUGGACGUGGACAUGGACGUGGAUGUGGACAUGGACGUGGACGUGGACGUGGACGUGGAGGACUUGGACGUGGACAUGGACGUGGACAUGGACGUGGACUUGGACGUGGACAUGGACUUGGACAUGGACGUGGACAUGGACGUGGACAUGGACUUGGACAUGGACGUGGACAUGGACGUGGACGUGGACGUGGACGUGGACAUGGACGUGGACGUGGACAUGGACGUGGACAUGGACGUGGACGUGGACAUGGACGUGGACAUGGACGUGGACAAGGACGUGGACGUGGACGUGGACGUGGACAUGGACGUGGACAUGGACUUGGACGUUGACGUGGACGUAGACGUGGACAUGGACGUGGACGUGGACGUGGACGUGGACGUGGACAUGGACAUGGACGUGGACGUGGACGUGGUCGUGGACAUGGACAUGGACGUGGACGUGGACAUGGACGUGGACGUGGACAUGGACGUGGACAUGGAUGUGGACAUGAACGUGGACAUGGACGUGGACGUGGACGUGGACGUGGACAUGGACGUGGACAUGGACGUGGACGUGGACGUGGACGUGGACGUCGACAUGGACAUGGACGUGGACGUGGACGUGGACGUGGACGUGGACAUGGACGUGGAGGACUUGGACGUGGACUUGGACGUGGACGUGGACGUGGACGUGGACAUGGACGUGGACAUGGACGUGGACGUGGACGUGGACGUGGACAUGGACAUGGACGUGGACGUGGACAUGGACGUGGACGUGGACAUGGACGUGGACGUGGAUGUGGACGUGGUCGUGGACAUGGACGUGGACGUGGGCGUGGACGUGGACAUGGACGUGGAUAUGGACGUGGACGUGGACCUGGACGUGGUCGUGGACGUGGUCGUGGACGUGGACGUGGUCGUGGACGUGGACGUGGACGUGGUCGUGGACGUGGACGUGGACGUGGACGUGGACGUGGUCGUGGACGUGGUCAUGGACGUGGAGGACUUGGACGUGGAGGACUUGGACGUGGACGUGGACGUGGACGUGGACGUGGACGUGGUCAUGGACUUGGUCGUGGACGUGGAGGACUUGGACGUGGAGGACUUGGACGUGGACGUGGACAUGGACGUGGACGUGGACGUGGACGUGGUCGUGGACGUGGUCGUGGACGUGGACGUGGUCGUGGACGUGGUCGUGGACGUGGACGUGGUCGUGGACGUGGUCGUGGACGUGGACGUGGACGUGGUCGUGGACGUGGAGGACUUGGACGUGGAGGACUUGGACGUGGACUGA
Molecule: messenger RNA, 1293 nt
Organism: Closterium sp. NIES-65
Lineage: Eukaryota; Viridiplantae; Streptophyta; Zygnematophyceae; Desmidiales; Closteriaceae
Source: the annotation of a GenBank genome assembly